This is a messenger RNA of Triticum aestivum (bread wheat), 568 nucleotides long. RefSeq lists its product as uncharacterized. The transcript has 4 exons. The record is from RefSeq and is a predicted model, not a curated record. The coding region runs from base 82 to 462 and encodes 126 amino acids. NCBI's taxonomy places the organism in Eukaryota, Viridiplantae, Streptophyta, Magnoliopsida, Poales, Poaceae.
UCCAGCGAGCUCGCCGACGAAUCUCGUAUCCAUCAUAUCGCCGUCGCCGGCCGCAUCCCGUCCCAGCCCACCUGCCCGCCGAUGGCCUUCUCCUCGUUCCCAUGGCUGUUCCGCCGCCGAGCCGGCGGCAGCGGCAGCGGCGGAACCGGCCCAAGCAAACCCUCCGCCGCGGAGGGGAAGGAGGAGGACGCGGAGGAGCUCAGCGUCACGCCACAGCUCCUUGACUUCAUCCGGACACUCUCCCCCGACGCCUUCAAGUCCUUCCCCUCCAGCUCCACCAAGGCACCCCCUCCUUCCUCCCUUCUCGGAGGAUCCGCGGAGUCGGCGGCCGAGCUCUUGGACUGGCAGCAGCGGCACGCCAUCCUCGUUCUCGCCAGAGCCAAGGAACUCGCUAAGGUCCGCUAUGAUCUGUGCCCACGCCACAUGAAGGACAAGCAGUUCUGGACAUACAUCUUGUCGUAAGCUCUUGCCUCGUUAGCUUUCGCCCAUGUGUAGGUUGGUGGGUGGGAUAUGCUAAUGACACCGAUGACUCAAUCCGGAGGAUUGUGCGGAUAAACCCUGGUGUCGG